AUGAUAAAAGAACUUUAGAUAAAAUGCGUUAUUGAAGGACAUGAUUUUGUUGAAUUAGCUUGUUUGAAUGAAAAAUGUAAAGCUAAUAGAGUUUAUUGUCAUUAAUGUCUUAAGAAUGGAGAUCAUGUUGCUCAUAUGAAGGAUUAAAAGGAUUUAAAGGAAUUAAUUGAGUUUUUUUAUGAAGUUGAAUAAGAAAAUGGAAGUUUAAUAUCAAAAUUAAGUUUGAUGUUUGGAGAAAUAAUCAAACUAUUUACUUAAUUAAAUUAAGGAUUAGAAUAAAAAUUUCAAUUCUCUAAGGAUAAGUUGUUAAGGUUGAAUGCAAAGCAAUUGAAUUAAGCUUUAGAUUAAGUGGUCAAAUAUGAUGAAAUUAAAAAAGGCUUAUUUGAAGAAAUAAAGAAAUUUUGA
Molecule: messenger RNA, 405 nt
Organism: Paramecium pentaurelia
Lineage: Eukaryota; Ciliophora; Oligohymenophorea; Peniculida; Parameciidae
Source: the annotation of a GenBank genome assembly